CGCAAACCCCCUGCAAGCUCCUAUUGGUACUUUGGAUCCACUUAGUAGCCAUGGCAGACUCCAUAAUGUGGCAUCGUCGCUUCUGCACAGCCAAUUGACUGAGCUUUAGAUAUCAGAGCUCCAGCUGACCCCUCCUAGCGAGUGCAAAAGCGCAGGUACACCGGGUGGAUGAGGAGAGCAGGCCAAUCUAGAAAGUCAGAAACGCAAUUCGGCCAUUUUCGUUUCCCUACUAGCAGAUCCUGGCUCGUUUCCCUUUCCCCACGAAACGAAAACUAUAAUACCCUUCAUUUCACCUUUUUUAUCGUCUAUUUUGUUCUUUUUCCAUAUUACUCCUCGCGCUUACCAUACAGCAAUGCGAUCUCGGCGGGCGAGUGGCGCGAGCGCUUGUGAGCGCCAGCCCCUGUGGGUAAGACCAGAUGAAUUGGACGACAGCGACAACAAAAACCCGAGCAAUAAGCGCCACCUCGGCCUAUUCUCGACGGCCCUACUCCUGACCAACCGCAUGAUCGGCGCCGCCAUCUUCUCCGUACCGUCUUCCAUCUUUCUCAGCGUCGGCAGCGUCGGCGCGGCACUUUCAAUAUGGGUUGUGGGGAUUAUCCUCACCUUUUGCGGAUUUUACAUAUAUUUGGAACUGGGAUGUCUGAUGCCGCGCACCGGUGGGGAGAAGGUGUACUUUGACACGGCAUACCCUCGCCCCUACCGUCUCGCCAGCACGCUUUAUGCCUUCUACGUGCUAUUCGGAUUCCCCGGCCUGGCCAGUAUCGUGGUCGCGGAUAACGCCCUUCUGGCUUUCAAUGUCGCUACUAAUGAAGCUGGACAGCGACUGACCGCGGUUGGAGUGAUGGCCUUAGUCGCAGCAUGUCUCUCGAUAUCUCGCGAAUGGAGCGUGCGAAUUGUCAACUCGUUAACCUUACUAAAGCUUGCGACCUUCCUGUUGAUUCUUGCCACCGCGUUUGCCAUUGUCGUGGGAGUCCUUCCAAGGAAUGUUGAUACUGGUGUCGACUUUCGCCAACCAUUCGCGGGUUCCUCAACCACGGUAUAUGACUACACUGUCUCACUGUUCAAAGUGCUAGAAUCGUUCCUGGGGUGGAAUAGUGCGAGUAUGGUGUUAGGGGAGGUCAAGAACCCACGGAGGACCCUCAAGGUGGCCGGUCUGCUCGGCGUCGGCGCCGUUGGCAUACUAUAUCUGUUGAUCAAUGUCUCCUAUUUUAUUGUGGCGACACCGGAUGAUAUUAGCCGGGCCGGUGUGCAGCUGGUUGCGCGUCUACUAGGCAACAUCUUCGGGAGCGCAGCCUCGCGUGUCACCGCGGCCAUGGUCGCUCUCUCCACCUUUGGUAGUAUGAUCUCGACAGCAUUCGCUGUCACCCGGGUAAUCCGGGAGCUCGCAGUGGAAGGAAUCGUUCCAGCGGCUGACAUUCUGUCCAAGUCAUCCAAGUCUGGCAACCCAGCCACUGCGACAUCAGUGUUCAUGUUCGCACCGUCGGUAGUGGCAGUCCUACUGUUGCCCUUUGGGGACGCCUAUGCAUUUCUACUGGAUGUGAACCAGUACUUACUGGUGAUGGUAUAUAGUGCUGUCGUAACAGCCCUCUUCAUCAUUCGACAGUACGUCCCAGCGGCCGACUACCCAUUCCGCGUGUGGACGUGGGUUCCAUAUCUCUUUCUUGCUUUUCAGGUUUUCCUACUGCUGUCCCCACUUGCAUCUUCCAACGGCGCUGGCGAUACCAGUUUACCGUUCUGGCUUGCCCCAGCCGUGUCCUUCUUCGUGAUCGGGCUCGGUAUAUUGUACUGGCGACUGAAGUCUUUCGUCACCCCUUCCGCGGACGAGCCAUUUUGGUCCCGACGGGACAAUGUUGGGUCGUAUGGCUCCGUGGCUGCGUCAUAAUGCGGCACAGCCACAAAGACUACGACAUGCAUGAUUGCAGUAGACAUAUAUACUAGCGUACAACUUGUUUCGCUUUACAGGACUAUCCCAUUGGUAUUUUCACGGGCUUACCUGACGUGUAUCACUCGUUUCUUCGCUGUCUGCCGUCGUAAGUAGUCCUCCU
This is a messenger RNA of Aspergillus pseudonomiae, 2045 nucleotides long. RefSeq names its product amino acid/polyamine transporter I. The coding region runs from base 353 to 1882 and encodes 509 amino acids. Gene Ontology annotation, molecular function: L-amino acid transmembrane transporter activity. Lineage: Eukaryota; Fungi; Ascomycota; Eurotiomycetes; Eurotiales; Aspergillaceae. The transcript is spliced from 4 exons. The record is from RefSeq and is a predicted model, not a curated record. Gene Ontology annotation, cellular component: membrane. Gene Ontology annotation, biological process: amino acid transmembrane transport.